Cladophialophora psammophila CBS 110553 is the source of this 1299-nucleotide messenger RNA. RefSeq lists its product as uncharacterized. The transcript has a single exon. The record is from RefSeq and is a predicted model, not a curated record. Bases 1 to 1299 code for a protein of 432 amino acids. Lineage: Eukaryota; Fungi; Ascomycota; Eurotiomycetes; Chaetothyriales; Herpotrichiellaceae.
AUGUUACUGCGAUCCUACCGUCGUUCUUCCCUCCAACGCCGUCUCCUCCGACUUCUCUUCUACGCCCUUGUCGCCUUCUUUGUCCUUGACCUACUCACUACCCUUAAACACUACCGCGAAUUCACCCGUAACCUACUCACCCACACAUAUACUUCCCCGUCUGUCCUCCCGACGCCGGUCCAAAAUCAAAAGAUCUUCAUCGUUGCGCAAUUCUGGACCAACGCACGCGUCAUCUCCGAGCGAUGGGGUCAGGCUCUUCUCGAUCUGGUAGGAGUGUUGGGAAAGGAGAAUAUCUACGUGAGCAUCUAUGAAUCAGGGAGUCUAGACAACACAAAGGACGUCUUGAAAAUGCUGGACGAUGUGUUGGAGCAGAAUAACAUUCCUCAUCAGACGAUAUUGGAUCCCACCACGCACGCAGACGAAAUCAAUGCCGGUCCGCUCGACGAUCAGGGAAAUCCGCGACAGGGAUGGAUCCAGACCACGAGUGUGGGAACUCAAUGGGGUAAAGAGAUGCGGAGGAUUCCCUACCUCGCUCGCUUACGGAAUACAUCUCUAAAUCCCCUUUUCAGACUCCGUGAUGAACAUGGACAGAGGUUCGACAAGAUCCUUUUUCUCAAUGAUGUCGUCUUCCGCCCGCAGGACGUCCUCACACUCUUGGCCACGAACCAAGGUUCCUUCUCCGCCGCAUGUGCCCUCGAUUUUCAUUUGCCGCCAGCUUAUUACGAUACCUUUGCGCUACGGGACUCCGAAAGGCUGGGCACAAUACAGACGUUCUUCCCCUAUUUUCGCUCUCAAGAGUCUCGCGAGUCCAUGCUCAAGGGUCUCCCCACAAAAGUCACAUCAUGCUGGAAUGGGAUGAUUGUAAUGGACAGCACGCCUUUCUACGACGGACUUCAGUUCCGUGCGCUGAGUGAUAGUCUCGCCAGCAAGCACCUCGAAGCAAGUGAAUGCUGUCUCAUUCACACGGACAUGAACAUCACUUCUCCGGGCUCCGCUGAUCGAAUCUAUGUCAACCCGUCGGUACGUGUUGGAUAUACUGUGGAAGCCUACACCACCACGCAUACAGGUCCCGGCGAAAACUUCGUUUCUGCAACGCAAUACGUGACUGGAGUGUGGACAAACCGUCUUAGAAGAAACAUCUUGCCGCGUGAGACGAAAACUAUGAAAGAAGUUCAAAGGAAGAUGGAAAGGUGGGUCAAGGAAGGAGCGAAUUCUCUGGAGAAGAGGGAAGAGACUGGGGGAUUAUGUGUCAUUGAUGAGCAGCAUAUUUUGAUCUGGAAUGGGUGGAAGCACGUAUAA